GAUACGGUCACCCUGGUAGUUGGCAAACUGCGAUGAUGUCAUAAAUCUAGAGCACUUGUGAAGAAAGAGUUCCCGGAGUUGUUUACUUACUCAUCGCGGUUUCGACUGACAUGACAUUUAACUUUCAUAAUAUCAUUGUCAAGAUGUUAUGAUGUUGAAUACCCCCUCUUACGAACAAUACCGGAGCCCCACGCAUAUGAUAAGUGUUCAAAUAUAACGAGAGAGUGGUGCGCAGCGCACGAUACCUACGUAUUAACUUUUCUCCCAUUCACGGUAAAAGUGGUUUGUGAUCCGACGCCGAUCGCACACUCGUCUUUGGACAGAAGAGAGAUCUGCUUAUCGGAAUAAAUUAUAGAUAAUGAUGUUGGUGUUUUUGGCGGUGACCGUAGCUAUCGUAAAUGGCGUGCACGCGUCGAACUCUACUGCUUCCGAUGACACGUGCGAUUUCGAGAGCCCCGGCCCGUGGAGCGCUCUGCUCGAGGAGUGGGCCACCUCCGCCGGAGAACGCCCGGGCAGGCAAGGUAGAAUAAUGGCGCUUCCUCCAUCGUCGGGCUACUACAUAACGGACCGCAUCGACACGCCGCUAGUGCCGCCGCCCGCGCCGCGUCCUGCGGGCUCCCGGCCCUACGAAGAGUGGGCUGCCACGCCGCCACCGCCGCCCGGCCCCGGGAAGAUAGUCAAUAGGCCCCCUAAUCCCUAUAAGGAUAAGUUCAAACCCAGCUACGAGUAUACACCUCUACAACAUAACAAACCAAUUCCGGCUUAUCCACAACAACCACAUCGACCAAAUUCCAUAGAUAGGUUAGACGAUCCUCCAAGAAAGCAGGUCACAGAGACCGACUUGUACUUACUCUCGGCCAUCGAAAAAUUGGUGUACAGAGCUGAUCUAAUGGAAAAGAGGUUGAGAAAAUUAGAGGAGUCGAUGCAUGUAUUGGUAGCAGCCGGUUCUAGUCAUCACCCAGAACCCUGUGUGGCGAAUUUCACCCGAGUUGGCGAAACAUGCUACCACUUGUCGGCGGCGGCGGCGGACUGGAAGACGGCCAACUUGGCGUGCCGCAAAUUGCGCUCCAACCUGCUGGAGCUGGAGGCUGAGUCCGAACGCCGGCAGCUGUUCGCGCACUUGCUCAGCGAUAACAAAAUAAAAGCACUGGACUGGUGGACCGGCGGGCUCAAUCCUGGCCUGCUCUGGAUCUGGUCCAACUCUGCGCGGCCCGUGGCGGGCGGCGCGGGCGGCAACGUGACCGUCGUCGGCGACGGGCGCUGCCUCGCGCUCAUCCACGACCUCGCGACGCGCGCCUACGUCUACAGGGGCCAGGACUGCGGACUCAGACAUAGAUACGUCUGCGAGAAAGGAGAGGACAAGGCUAAACUUAGUAACGAGAUUGAAGCUGUUUCGAAAAACAAACAUACCCAGGAAACCACUUUAAUCACGACUGAAACCCCCAGCAAGCUCUCGACACAGUCCUAAUUUAUUUAAUCAAAGAUUUCACCUGCGGUAAGGGUUAUGCUAAUUAUAAACGUAAAAAUAAGACUGAAUUAUCAUAAAUGUUACGACGAAUAGAGGAAUAAUUUAUAUUUUGUAAAUAAAACAAAUUGUUUAUCAUAA
Messenger RNA from Cydia pomonella (codling moth), 1606 nucleotides. RefSeq lists its product as uncharacterized. The record is from RefSeq and is a predicted model, not a curated record. Bases 359 to 1468 code for a protein of 369 amino acids. The transcript has 6 exons. NCBI's taxonomy places the organism in Eukaryota, Metazoa, Arthropoda, Insecta, Lepidoptera, Tortricidae.